Molecule: messenger RNA, 834 nt
Organism: Aspergillus oryzae RIB40
Lineage: Eukaryota; Fungi; Ascomycota; Eurotiomycetes; Eurotiales; Aspergillaceae
Product: SDR family oxidoreductase
Exons: 3
Coding region: 1-834 (277 amino acids)
Cellular component (GO): cytoplasm
Molecular function (GO): oxidoreductase activity, acting on the CH-OH group of donors, NAD or NADP as acceptor
Source: RefSeq, a predicted model, not a curated record
AUGGUUCUCGUAGCCCUUAUCACAGGUGGGACCAGUGGCAUGGGCCUCGACGUCGCCCAGGAACUCGACAAGACAGGUCUCUGGAAAGUCCACAUCAUAGGCAGCAAUGCAAAUCGUGGCGAAGAGGCCGCCGCCUCGCUGAGGAAUACUAUAUUCCACCAAGUCGAUGUGACCAAGUACGAACAGCAGGGCGCUGCCUUUGAUAAGAUCUUCAAUGAGGAGAAGCGACUAGACUUCGUCCUUGCGAACGCCGGUAUCGCUGAGGACACCGCGAUGUUUUUCGCCAGCCAUCCUACUGGGAUCCCACCACCACCUGAUAUGACUGGUCUGACGGAUAUUAACUUCACUGGGGCGAUUUAUACCAGUUACCUUGCCAUGCAUUAUUUUCGCCGAUCGCCCGAGAAGACGAAGGGAAAUCGUCACUUGAUUAUUAUGUCAAGUAUCGGCGGGUUAUAUCCGUGCGCGCAUACCCCGGUAUACUCGGCGACGAAGCAUGGAUUGGUUGGAUUCACACGCUCCGUGGGAAAGCGGUUGUUAGACGAAGGUGUUAAAGUCAACACGGUUUGCCCAGGGGUCGUCCUCACACCUCUGAUGACCACGGAGUUGCAGGCCUUUUUCCCGGAGAAGAUCGUGAUGAAAAUGAGUGAUGUGACCAAUGUAGUAUUGAAGCUGAUCUCUGGGACUGAAGUGACUGAUUCCAACGGGACAUCUGUGCCGAGUGAUCAGCUCCAUUCGCGAGCGAUCUUGAUUUCAGGGAAGCAAUAUCAUUAUGUCGAAAUGCCGGAAUAUUUUGACGAAAAGACGCAGCUUACGCAUCAACACAUGAUGGGAUGA